Molecule: messenger RNA, 3263 nt
Organism: Punica granatum (pomegranate)
Lineage: Eukaryota; Viridiplantae; Streptophyta; Magnoliopsida; Myrtales; Lythraceae
Source: RefSeq, a predicted model, not a curated record
AUGCACACACCAUUCCCCCCUUCUCCCUCGCUCCCUCUCUCUCUCUCUCUAUACAAAGCAUACGACUUGAAGAAGAAGAAGAAGGACGCCUCCAUCUCCAUCCAAUCCAAAGAUCGUGGGUGCUUGUCGCAUCGCUUCACAUCUCAUACAUUCUCGCCUAAGCUUCCGGGCUCCCCCUGAAAUUCCGCCUGCGUGUCCCUCCGUCUUCCUCGCUCGCCUCCCCGUGAAAGAUUCAUUCAUUCAUUCAUUCAAUCAAUCAAUCCUCCCACCAUUGCUGCUCCCCCUACACCUCUGUCAUUUGUUGUCCAUACAGAGAGGGACUCUUUGUUUUUGUUUGUUGAAAAAGGAGAAAUCUGAGCUCCGGCGGGCAGUGAAAGAAAUGGACGGCUUGUGCCUGAAAUCGGGUAUCCAGGGCAUGCCCCCGCCGGCGAUCUCGCUGGCCGGUGCCUUCGAAGGCCGAGCGUCGAUGUGCCACGUCAGCACCUCAGGGAGGUCCUCCGUGGACCGGUCCAAGGUGUUGGCUGCCCCGCCGCCGCCGCCCCAGAGGACCAACCCCGCUGCGUCGUCGUCGUCUUCUCAUUCCCGUCCUUACAGGUUCUCUUUUAGGUACCCUUUGAAGUCUCUGUGGUUCGGAGGUAAUGGCGGCGGAGGUAAUGCACGCAGAGGGAUUGCUCUGGACGAUGCCGUCUUGGUCGAGAACCCGGAGAAGACUAAUGGUGCAGAUGUUGGAGUGGAUGGCGAGGCCGAAAACUCGGUGGGCUCUGAUGGGGAAAACGGGAACUGGGUGUUCAAGAUCCUCCACCUAAGGACUGGGACAAAAGAAGGGGAGCAGCAGCAGCAGCAGCACAGUGAUGGUGAAAUUGUCCGGGUGCUAGAGAAGGGUUUAGUUGGUGAUGAAGAAAAAGAAUGUUCUCCUGAGGAAGAAGAACUAGAAGGUGAUGGCGAUGAUGGGGAGGAUUGGUGUGACGCUUGUCGGGUUGAUUAUGACGAAAAAGAGAAGGAGAUCCAAAUCGAUAGGGACACGUUCUCGGGCUUUCUGCAUAGGGUGUCUCUUGACCAAGCCAAGCUCUAUGCGAAAAUGGCUUACUUGGGCAACCUUGCCUAUGCCAUUUCCGAGAUCAAGCCUGCAAACCUUUUAAAAACUUGCGGCCUGCGAUUGGUAACAUCAUCAGUGGACGAGAGAGGAUUGGUGGCAAAGGCUGCCGAAGAUCAGGUGUCAAAUGAAGUCCAGGAAGAAUCACAGCAAGCAAAAGAAAUGACCGAAAAUGAGAAGCAGAAGAGCAGUGGCUAUCAACUGAGUGCAUCUGCUGCUUAUCAUGCAGCUGCUUCUGCUGCUUCUUACAUGCAUUCUCACGUGAAGGGUAUACUCUCUUCCACACCAUCUGAUGCAGAGUCAGACCAAAGGUUGCUCGGAGAAACAAUGGACGGAGUUGAUAUAAUGAACUCAGACAUGGUCAAUUUCAUGGCCGCUACCGACUCUGUGACAGCAGUGGUAGCUGCUGAGGAAGAAGUGAAGCAGGCUCUAGCUGAUGAUCUAAAGUCAAAAUAUUCGUCACCGUGUGAGUGGUUCAUUUGUGACGAUGAUCGAAGCAACACAAGGUUCUUUGUUAUUCAGGGGUCAGAAUCAUUGGCUUCCUGGCAAGCAAAUCUACUCUUUGAACCUAUUCAAUUCGAGGGAUUUGACACUCUUGUUCAUAGAGGCAUAUAUGAGGCUGCAAAAGGCAUGUACGAGCAAAUGUUGCCCGAAGUAAGGGCUCACCUAAAAGCCCACGGAGACCAAGCAACCUUCCGUUUCACCGGCCAUUCACUCGGGGGAAGCCUCUCAUUACUUAUCAACCUAAUGCUUCUAAUACGGGGAGAAGUGCCUGCCUCUCAACUGCUUCCAGUUAUAACAUUCGGUGCUCCAUCGAUUAUGUGUGGAGGUGAUCGUUUACUUCAACUCGGGUUGCCUCGAAGCCAUGUCCAAGCAGUUACAAUGCACAGAGAUAUUGUUCCACGAGCCUUCUCUUGCAGUUACCCUAAUCACGUCGCUGAGCUUCUGAAGGCCAUUAAUGGGAAUUUCAGGAACCAUCCAUGUCUUAAUAAUGAGAAGCUCUUGUACGCUCCAAUGGGAGAGCUUUUGAUCCUACAACCUGACGAGAAAUUCUCUCCUCGCCAUGACCUCCUUCCUUCUGGUAGUGGCCUGUACCUUCUGAGCUGCUUGCUUACUGAUUUUUCCGAAGGACAGAAACAGAUCCGAGCUGCUCAGAAGCUCUUCUUUGAUUCUCCUCACCCACUUGAGAUCCUCAGUGACCGAGGGGCCUAUGGUCGAGGAACCAUUCAGAGGGACCAUGACAUGAAUUCUUAUUUAAAGUCGGUGCGUGUUGUAAUAAGGCAAGAACUGAACCGUAUCCGCAAGGCCAGGAGAGAGAGGAGGAGGAAGCUCUGGUGGCCCCUUGUGGGCUCUACGGACUUAAAUGAUGGGAUCGUCCUUGACCGGACCGUUAGGCCAAUCAACGCAGGACAGCAUCAGUUCAGCUUCUCAGGCAUAAUAGGAACCGGACAGGAAUCUAUCAAGCGGUUUAGUCGGCUUGUUGCUUCUCAAAGGAUGCAUUUAUUCAUGGUGUUACUGUUACCUGCGAGGUUGUUACUUCUCGGGGCAUAUAGCGUGAUCAGCUUCAGUUAAAGUAAUCUAGUGGGUCAGUUGGUCUCAUAAAAUGUUCUGCUUCGGUGCGGAGUCUUGAAGGUUGCGAAGGCAUGCGUUUGCAAAGGGGAUACGUAUAGGUGAUUUGAUUCUUUAUUCGUUGUUGUCAGGGCAAUUGACGGUAUUCCAUAGUAAAGCUUAGGUACAGGUUAGAGUUGGUACCCUAGCAUUUGACUGUAAAUGAUAGAAAAGGAAAUCGAUUGCAAAGUAGGCUGUGUUUGCUUCACGUAAUUGGUUUUCUCGACAAGUCUUAUUGAUCGUUCAUUCCAUAAGCACAUCAUCUCAGAAAUGGCUUAUUCGUCAGGUUGCAAUUCUCCUUGCUUAUGCAAUCCAAAGAAGGUCGGGUUUGGCGGUCUUUGACAGUGACAGUGGAUGAAUGGCAUUUUCCAUCGAAUCGAUGGGAUCAAUGUUGAUAGGAACCAAAAGUGAGGCCCAAUUUAUUAGCUCAGUACUGAUGUUAGAUAUCACCAUUAUGUGGUUAGAAUUUUGCCCAAAUCAAUGAGAGUUUUUGGCAUAAUAAGGUGUUUCUUGCACGCCGAGUAUUUGAAUAAUGUCAAUUUCAUUUGCUUUGUACGGAUUA